Musca domestica (house fly) is the source of this 13926-nucleotide messenger RNA. RefSeq lists its product as uncharacterized. Gene Ontology annotation, cellular component: nucleus. Gene Ontology annotation, biological process: regulation of transcription by RNA polymerase II. Bases 50 to 13093 code for a protein of 4347 amino acids. Lineage: Eukaryota; Metazoa; Arthropoda; Insecta; Diptera; Muscidae. The record is from RefSeq and is a predicted model, not a curated record. Gene Ontology annotation, molecular function: DNA-binding transcription factor activity; zinc ion binding; RNA polymerase II cis-regulatory region sequence-specific DNA binding. The transcript has 27 exons.
AAACGGCUUAAUUGCCAAUACUAGAAGAUUUCCCUUCCACAUAGCAAAAAUGGAACAUGUUGAGGAGGCUUGCCGCGGCUGUUUAAAGAAUUGUGUGAAUGAUUUGGUUAAAAUAUCAGACAUAGCUGUAUAUUCCAAACCAAGGAAGAGAUACAUUGAUGUACUGAAAGAGUUGGCGAAACUGAAGACAUUUGGUGAUCUGGAAUGUAACAUACCACAAAACUUGUGCUCAGAAUGCUGUAGACAAGUAUAUCAAAUGUAUUUGUUUGUGAAACAAAUACAGCGCACCAAUCAAGAACUAUCCCAUAUGUUGGAUCUGGUAGAUACUGGUGGCGGUCUUGAUGUUAUGUUCGGGCCCAAUAAAGUAAAAAUGGAUCUUGAUCAGGAAAUAUGCUCUAGCGGUGUAGAAGAACAUUUCUUAGAAAUAGAUGUAAAAGAGACCGCCUCAAUAGAAGGGCAACUACCAGUUGAAUGUGAGAAUGGGAUCGAGCAAAUUGCGGUGCCUUAUGUGGAUAUAUUGAAAUCGAACUACGAUAAUCAUGACAACGAUGAAAGUGUUAUUGAGGAGGAAGAGGAAAUAUUAAAUGAAAACCACUGUGAUAAUAAAUAUGAAACUAAGAAAAAUACCGAUCAACAUCUUAUUGAACUCCAUCAAGAUGAACUAAUAAGGGAAACAGAGACAUACAAUUGUAAUUCGUGUAAUUAUUCUGCCAGGACAUUGGCGGGUUUGCAUUUUCACAAACGUUCUAAGCAUGGCAGUGAAACAGAUAAAUUCAAAUGUAAAUUUUGUACAUAUACCAGCAUAAAGAAGUUUGAUUUAUUUUCUCAUACAAAAAAAUCACAUCUUUCGAUUAUAAAAAUUCUUCGAAAACAAAAUGAUCUGGAAACGAAUGCAAAUGAAUCAAAUCUUGACUCGGACGUUCCGUCAAACAAAUGUAUGGAAGACAUAAUUCAAAGUCUAUCCGCAACUCAAAAUCAAAUCGAAAUGAGCACUGAAUUCUGCUCCACCGACGAUGAACAGUUCAUUAGAGACAUUCUCUGCAUUAAAAGGCGUUCUCGAAAAUCACAUAAAACUGAUAAAACUAUGUCAGCUAAAACCCAUCCACAUUGCCAGGAAAUAUAUCACUCAUCUCAUGUUGAUAAUAAUGAAUUGCUGAACUUUUACGAAUCACAUACAGCAAUCAUUUCGAUACCUUCGGAAGGAAAUAUUUCCCAAAACAAAGAGCAAAUAAAACAAUACACAAAUGAUGAAAACUCGACAAAACAUCAAAGUAAUCCCCAUAUGUUACCCACUAAAACCCAAAAAAUGCUACAAUGCCAACUCUGUGAUUAUACCACCAAAACAUCUGCUGCAUUACAUUUUCAUAAACGUUCCAAACAUGGCACAGAUGAGGACAAAAUUAACUGUCAUUUUUGUCCCUACAUAGCCAUUAGGAAAUAUGAUUUGUUGCACCACAUCAUAAAGUGUCAUUUGGCCAUUGUUAAGUCGAUCAAAAGGGAGAUCUUGGAGAAUACAAGUAGAGCUAACCAUUUGAAGGAUACAACCACAGAACCCGACAUGAUCUCUGAAGAUGUUAUACAAAAUUUAAUACACAAACACAAAAAUUCUGAGAGUAACGAUAAAGCUAUUACUGAUGAAAGCUUGGAGGCAUCUAGCGGCGAUGAAACCACUAUUCGACAAAUCUUAAGAAUGAAAAAAAGAGGAACCACUUCUGAGCUUACAAGUUCGCUGCCAAGGCGCUGUGAAGAAUGCGGCAAUAUUUAUAAGAAUUCAAAGGCUUUACAUACACACCGGCGUAUGAUGCAUGUUGAACGUGACUAUAGUCAGUGUCCUCAUUGUGAGUGUAAAUACAAAAGAGCCUACGAUUUAAAACUACACAUAAAAGCCAAGCAUCUGGCAAAGAAUUUAAAACCCAAAAACCGCGUUAGAAAUGUGGUGCAGGAUAAACGUUAUAUGUGCACCGAAUGUUCCUAUGUCUGUUCCACAUUGACAUGUUUAACAAUUCACACAUAUCGUCAUCAUACCGGCGAAAAACCACAUCAAUGUGAAUUUUGCCCAAAGGCAUUUGUCGUAAAAGCUGAUCUUAAGACGCAUCGUUAUAUGCACACCGGUGAACGUCCAUAUAAGUGUCCAAUUUGUGCUAAAGGUUUUCGUGAUCGAAAUCACAUGGAAAGACAUAGGCGAAUACAUCUUGAUGUCAAGCCAUAUAGUUGCACUGAAUGUGGAAAAGGUUUUACAAAAACAUAUAACCUAAAGGUACAUCAACGAACGCACACAAAAGAACAGAGGCCAAGAUGUCAGAUUUGUAGUAAAUAUUUUAAGGAUCAAGCGCAAUUAAAUGUUCAUCAAAUAAGUGAGGAUCAUCACGAAGAAGUUAUACUCACUAUGGAACAAAAAGCUAAAAUGCCACAAGGACUUUGCAUGAUUUGUUGUGGUCAAUUUCAUCGCAUGUACAAGUUUAUUAACCAAAUUAAAGAGUGCAAUCACAAACUCAUGGUCAUGAUAACUGAUAAUCAAUUGGACUGUUUACAAGAAGAUGUCAUAGAUAUUCCAAGGGAAGAUGCCGUAGAAAAUAUAGAACAAUGUCGAGACACAAUAAAUACUAACAGAAAUCAAUGUGAUAAAGGUGAAAUCGACACAAUAGAUGAGCCUAACAUAUCGAAGGACCAUGUUCGCACUAUCCCAGAAGUAGCAAUCUCAAAUAAUUAUAAAACAACAGUUGGCCGGCUACAGUAUGAAGAGCACACAGAAAUUCUGAAUUUAAACCAAUAUAAACGUAGUACUUAUAAAGACAACGUAGAAGCAGAUGUCAGUAAUUCUCAGGCAGAAUUAAAUUUCCAUGAUUUGAACUCCGAGAAAAUGUGUGCCCGGUUUGACGGCAAUUCUUUAAAAUGUUUCAAUUUGGAUAAAUCUCUGAUAGACAUAUCUUGUCCACUCUGUGCAAAAGCAUUCAAAAGACCCUACCUUCUAAAACAUUUGCGCAAGCUACAUGGUAUAGAUCAACCUAGCGCUUUUAUGAGACAACACUUGGAAAUCGCUACAAAAACCUCAAAGGAUAGUUAUAAACUUUUUGAGUGCCAGCAAUGUGCUUAUGUAGCCAAAAGCAAACCGGCCAUUAACUACCACAAUCGUACAAAACACCCUACCGAAGAGGAUAAGUUCAAAUGUAAAUUUUGUUCCUUCGAAUCACUGAAAAAAUUGGAUUUGGUAGAGCAUAUUAGGAAUGAACAUAGAAUCGAAUUUAAAGCUUUGAAACGGAAUGUGAAACAGAGACAAGAAAAUGGUAAAUUUUCAGCUUGUUCUGAAUCAGAGGAUGAUGUUGCAAAUCUAGAAAUAGCACCCAAUGAACAAAAUUCUCCCUAUUCAAGUGAAAAUGAUGAUGAGUUCAUAAAAGAUAUGAUAAAUAUCGAAAGAAAGCAUUUAAAGUCAAAUGUAAUAGAUGGUAGACCCAUCAGUACGUUGGCAAGAACAUGUGAUGAUUGCGGUAACGUUUAUAAAGAUUUUCCCUCGCUGUAUGCUCACAAACGUUUUGUACACAUCAGCGAGGAUAUGUACAGUGCAUGUGUGCAUUGUGGCAGAAAAUAUAAACGUAGCAGAGAUUUAAAAAAUCAUAUAUUACAAAUACAUCCCACUGAAACGCACAUAGAAGUUAUUAAAGAUCAUACUGCGAGAUCAGAAGAUACGGCUAAACGUUUUAUGUGUUCGCAAUGUAACUAUGCAUCAACAACUACAACACAUUUGAAACUUCAUAUACGACGCCAUCAUACUGGUGAAAAGCCAUAUGUUUGUGAAAUUUGUGGUAAUUCAUUUUUAACAUCAUAUGAUUUGAAAAAACAUAGUUAUUUGCAUACGGGAGAAAAACCUUACAAGUGUCCAAUAUGCCCGAAAUCGUUUCGUGUUAGUUCGAAGCUAAUAAAACAUAAACGGGUGCAUACCGGCGAGAGACCUUUUAAGUGUAACGAAUGCGGAAAAGGAUUUACCCAGGAAUACAAUUUAUCAGUACAUAAACGUACCCAUCUAAAACAGCAGAAGACAAAUCAAUGUCUUCCAACAAAUAACAAAUGUCGAACAUGUUUGAAAUCCGGCACCAAAUUGCAGUCCAUUAGCACAAAGCCGAAAAUGAUGAAAGUUGAUAAAACCUACAUGGAAUUAAUAAAUCACAUAGCACAAGUUGAGUUUGAUACCGACGAUGAACAUAAAAUGCCGCAAGGAAUUUGUUCCAUAUGCAGCAAGAAGAUACGUGACUCGUAUACAUUUAUCAAGCAAGUGCGAAAAUGCAAUACAAUAUUCUUAAAGAGCACAAUAAAUAUACCAGAUGACAAUCCUUUGGAUAAAUUGGAAGAAAGCUUUGCAACGGAAAAUGUAUUGCUGGACGAGUGCGAUGACAAAAGUAUUAAGGAAGAGGUUAAUCCCUUUGAUGACGAGGAAAUGAAUGCUCCCAAAAAGGAGGAGGUGGAUUCAGAUUCAAGUAGCUCCUUUUCGAAUGACAAUUUUGAGCCUAUGCCACCAGAUGGCCAUGAUGAUGGUGAUGAUACCGAUACACAGGAGGAAUUUAUUAAGAUUAGCGAUACAACUACAAAGGUAAAUGUUGUCACGGCUGCCCCUGGACCGCUGCCUUCCUCCACAGUGCCGGAUGAUGAUGUGGCCAUCAAGACGGAGGAAAGUGAACAAAAGGAUGAGCAAGCCGCAGAAUUAUUUCCAGAAUGUGUAUUAAGUGAAAAAGUAUUCUCCGAUGAUGAUUCUCUUAGUGAUUUGGACUCUGUUAAGGCUGAAGAUGAUCCAACAUAUGAUCCUUUGGAGAGUAAGACAAGAAAACGAGCCCCUCGAAGCGAAACCCUCGAUGAGGAUAAAAACUUACCGGUACCAUGUGAAGACUGCGAUCGAGUUUUCCAAAAUGCUAAUCUCUUGAAAAGACACAAGAAAGACACACAUUUACCGGAUGAAUUAAAGGUGCAAUGUCCUCAUUGUCCGGCCAAGUUUAGUAGACGUCACAACAUGUACACACACAUGAGAACGUUGCAUAAAAUCGAACCCGUAAUAGAACAAAAAGCCAAUCCGAAAAAGGAAAGGAACAGCGUUAAAUGUGAGCACUGUCAAAAGAGUUAUUGCAAUAAGUAUAAACUUAUGGAUCAUAUCAAACGUAAACAUGGACCGGAUAGUAAUCAACCGAAAAAAGAGAAAAUAAAACAACCAGCUAAACGUUUCCUAUGUGCCCUGUGUGGUUUCACGUGUAACAGUCAGCCCAAUUUGGAUGUCCACUAUCGUAGGCAUACCGGUGAGCGGCCAUUUAAAUGUGAUCAUUGUGAUCGUCGUUUUUAUCGCAUGUACGAUGUGCAAAUGCAUAAUUUGAGUCACACGGGUGAGAGACCCUUUAAAUGUACCGUGUGUGAGAAGGCAUUCCGGAGAUCGGGUAAACUGAAAAUUCACAUGAGAACCCAUACCAACGAAAGACCCUACAAGUGUACAGAAUGUGAGAAGGCAUUUAAACAAUCGAAAGAUUUGACGGUGCAUAGACGUAUUCACACCGGUGAAAGGCCUUAUAAAUGUAAUGUAUGUGAGAGUACAUUUAUCCAGAGUAAUUCAUUGCGAUUACAUCAAACAAAGACUAAACAUUCAAACGAUCCGGUAAAUCCAAUAAAUAAUAACAAUUCGGCGCCAGCAACGACAAAUACUCUAAUGAAUAAUGCCAUGAACAACAAUAGCGUUAGCAGUAGUUUGUUAAAUAACACAAGUUCAACAAAUACUGGAAAUUUGUCACAUAACACAAAUAAUAAUCCUGCACCUCCUCCACCCAUGCCCAAUACCUCGGCCAUUAUUCAUCCCAAUAUUCCUACAACAAAUAAUGCAAUAAACAACACCGGCAACAUUACCCACAACACCAAUAUUUUAAGAGAUUCCAUGAGGAAUAUGCCAUCACAGUUUGUUAAGGUGUCAUUUCUUGUUGUGUGUGCUCUCAAUGCUGUGUGGCAGCAAAGUGUUACAAUGAUCAAUGCCAGACCCAUUAAUAUCAAACAAAAUCCAACAAAUUUAGAAACUUCAAACGAAACAUUUUCCGCUACUCAAAAACCAGUGACAAUAGCCAACGAUGAUGGUGACGAGCCACCAAGUGAAAUACAAAAAGCUGUGUGUACCGUAACGGCUGGCGAUGUUAAAGCAAGUGCUGAAGCGGUAACAACAAAAGCCCUUAAAGGAGUUUGUGGGGCAAAUGAAAUGACAAAAUCCUUUAAGGGGUUGGAAGAAAAAAUCUUUAAAGAAUUGGAAUUGUUAGAAGGACGUUUGAAACAAGAUUUGGAAAAUAUUCAAAAUUUGCUUAUAAGCAAACAAGAUGGUUGUAAUAGAACAGACGUAACGCCUAGCAAAUCGAUUGUAUUAUUGCAACCGAUACCUUCGAGUAAUACUGAGACGAAAACUGCAACCGCAACAACAACAACAACAGCAUCUAAAAUCAAAACAAAAAGUUAUAGUUCUCCUUUAUUCGCAUCACAACACCACGCAAUGCCAAUGUAUUCGCCAACAUUGCCGCCAGAAAAAAAUGGAAAAAGCUUUACCUACCUAUGGAGAAUUGAAAAUUUUACCAAGAAAAUUGAAAAUAACAGUGAUGUUACUAUACAAACAAGUCCAUCGUUUUCCAUUAAGGGCAAAAAUCUAAAAGUAAAGGCUUCCUUUCAACAUUUGCAUCGUGAUUUCCUUUAUCUACAAUUGAUUGAUGUUUCCGCUUCGCUACACUCGUCAUCAGCUGGUAAUAGUGUUAUUUUGGAUACCGGUGGUCUCUUUAAACAAAUCACUAAUGGCAAUUUAAAAUAUAAAAUGUCUAUAGUUGCCCAGAAUUCGCAAAAUGGCAAAGAUCUAGUCUCGCAAGAAUUUGAUAGUCAUGAAAGUGGAUUUUUAAUACCAAACAGUGCAUUAUUGGAUAGUCCAUUUAUCAAAGAUGAUUCGUUACUAAUAAAAAACAAGAAAUCGAAUAAUGAGAGAGAAGAAAAACAAUUUCCAACAAUAAGAAUAUAUUUAAAAAAUAUGAGCAAAACUAAAAUAAACAACAAAUGUCGCACUUGUUUAAAGUCAAAUUCUAACUUAAAACUCCUGAGUACCAAACCGAAAACAUCACACAUCAACAAAUCCUAUAAGGAGUUAAUAAAAUUCAUAGCCAAUGUGGAGAUUGAAGCAGAUGAAGAUGGCGAAGCAAAUGGCAAAAAAUCACAAGGCAUAUGCUGUAGCUGUUGCAAAAGGAUACGUGAAUCGUAUGCCUUUAUCCAGCAAGUUCGCAGGUGCAAUAAAUUGUUUCUCAAGGGUUCCCUAAAUGCCACAAGACAAGAGAGAACUUCACAAGCGAAAAAGGAAUUGGACGAUGAGAAAAUAAAAAAGGAAAUCGAUGAAUUUGAUGAGGGCACAUGGAAAAGCUCAAUAGCUGCACCCAAAGCUGAGGUACAUCAAGAUUCCUGUAGCCCCGUAUCGGAUUAUAAUUUUGAUCCACCUGAUGCAACGGAUAGCGAUACACAACAGUCCGAACAUAAAGAUGAAUCGUGCAAAGAUGCAGCCAUCAAAUCAGAAUUCGAAAAUACAAAUGUCCCUGAUGUGUUGCCACCGCUUUGUUUGCUAAAUGAACCUGCCCUUGCCGAAGAGAAAAUAAUCUCCCCCAAUGAAGAUCCAAGCAACAAUCCCGAAACAGACGAUUCUGAAGAAGAUCUAAGUACAUUCGAUCCAUUGGAUGACAAUGAAAUAAAUAAAGAUGGGGAUGAAGAUGAACAAGACAAGCCACCUGACGAUGGAGAAGAUGACGAGCAACCUAUAGAUGAAAAAUUACUACCCGUACGAUGUGAUGAAUGCGAAAAAAUAUUCCCCAAUUCAAUACAAUUGAAUCGUCAUAAGAAAGAUACCCAUGUACCGGAUGAAUUGAAGAUACAAUGUCCCCAUUGUCCGGUGAAAUUUAGUCGUCGUUAUAAUAUGUAUGCCCAUAUGAGAGCAUUUCAUGAAGCCGAAACGGUACGAGAACAUCAAAUACAACCCCGGAAAUUAACCAAAACCGAUGUCUGUGAUCAAUGUAAUCGAGCCUACAGUGACAAGUAUAAACUAAUGGCUCACAUUAAAAACAAACAUGGUCCGGACAGUAAACCGAAAAAAGAGAAAAAGCCUCCCAAGCAGUAUUUAUGCACGCUGUGUGGUUUAAUUUGUAGCAGUCAAUCGAAUUUGGAUAUACAUUAUCGACGACAUACAGGCGAAAAACCGUACAAAUGUGACUUUUGCAGUCGUGCUUAUGCACGACUCUAUGACGUGCAGGUGCAUCGCCGUGUCCAUACGGGAGAGACACCAUUCAAAUGUACGAUAUGCGAAAAGGCAUUCAAAAGAUCGAAUAAAUUAAAAAUACACAUGCGUACGCACACCAAUGAACGACCCUACAAGUGCACCCAAUGCGAGAAGGCAUUUAAGCAAUCGAAAGAUUUAAAUAUACACAAACGGACACACACCGGAGAAAGACCUUACAAAUGUAAUGUCUGCAAUAGCACAUUCACGCAAAGUAAUUCUUUAAAACUACAUCAGACUAAGACCAAGCAUCUGGAAAUGCUGAAUAAUCAAAAGAACCAGUUGACAAGUUAUGAUUAUCCAGUAAAUGAAGUUGGAACGACGUAUCUGACAGUUUGUUAUAAAAAAAACGCAAAACAACAAAAUACAUUUGUUUGUUGUAAACAAUAUAAAUAUGCAAAAAAUAUGAAUAAACAAAAUAAUAAAAACACCGACGACAAGUGUCGCACUUGCCUGAAUAAGAAUAAAACUUUAUAUGCAUUACAAAAAAUGGCCAUUGAGGAGGAGUCGCCAUCAAGGGAAUUAAGCUAUGGUGAACUCUUGAAGGAAGUUAUAAAUAUAAGUAUGGAGGAUAUCGAAUGCACGGAAAUGCCUCAAUUUAUCUGUGCCUGCUGUUCACGUAAACUCAAGUCAUCCCACGCUUUCAUAAGACAGGCCAAGGAGAGCCAUGAAAUUUUAAUGUCCACGUUGAAAAAAGAUGGCAUGGAUGAAACAUCUACCCUGGAUUGUCUACAGGAAUCACAAAUUGAUAUAGAAAAGUGUCUGGAAAUAAAAAUGGAAAGCGCUGACGACAACGAAGAUGAUGUGGUGAACAAGGAAAUGGACAGUGUUCGAUGCAACAAGACUGAAAUAGACAUUUGCCGAAAUCCAGUUGAUUCAGUCCCACCUAAAGAUGAGGAAAAUGUAAAAGUCCCCUCUGGCGAAAUUGAAGAUGAAAUACCCAUACCCAAUGAUGACAUUGACUUUGAUUCGGAUUCAUCGAAAAUGAACGGAGCAGACUUUUCCGAUAGUGACUGCAAUAACGAAGACGACGAAGUAGAUCCCAAUUGGCUGGCAAAGACUGACACGACUUCCGCUAGUGAUAACCUCACGGGGAAAAAGAAAAGAACAUCAAAAAUAAGAGAAUCAUUGGAAGAAGCCAUUGCAGUGCCAUGUACCCAGUGCAAAAAAAUAUUUACAAAUGCCAAAGUAUUGGCCAGACAUCUAAGGAAUACUCAUGUACCCGAAGAACAGAAGUGUUCAUGUCCCUUGUGUGGUAUAAAAUUUACACGUUCAUGUAAUAUGUUCAAACAUAUGCGUACCCAACAUGAUCCGGAUACAGUGAAAAAUCUCCUACCGGCCAGUGAAAAAAUGCAUCAAUGUGAUAAAUGUCCACAGAAAUAUGCCAAAAAGAAACAUCUGAAUAAUCACAUCAAGGCAAAACAUAGUAAUGACCAGGAGGCGGGCGAAAAUUCUGAUGAGGCAGAUAAUAAAAACAACAAAGCGGAAGAUCGUUCAUUGUGUUCCAUAUGUGGUUGUUCGUUUUCCAAAAAAGCAUAUCUUAUUGUUCACAUGAGAAAACAUACGGGAGAACGACCGUUCCAGUGUGAUUUAUGUGAGCGGGCAUUUGCCCACAACUCUGAAUUGAAAUGUCAUCGACGCAUCCAUACCGGUGAGAAACCAUACAAAUGUAAGCUGUGCGAGAAGGCCUUUAGGGUGUAUAAAAAACUUGCCACCCAUAUGCGUUCUCAUACCGACGAACGACCCUAUAAAUGUAAUCAAUGUGAGAGAAGUUUUAAAUAUUCAAAAGAUCUAAAUAUUCACAAUCGAAUACAUACCGGCGAAAGACCGUAUUGUUGUCCAGUGUGUGGCAGUACUUUCACACAAAGUAAUUCUCUGAAAGCUCAUCGCAUGAAAUUGGGUCACAUGGAUGAUAAUGUAGCAACAACAGCGCCAAGUGCCGGUGCAUCGUCAUCCGUAACAAGUACAUCAGCACCAGCGUCAUCAUCAGUCCCAUCAUCAAUAAAUCAUUAUGAUUUAGAAUCCCUUGAAGAAAUUGUUGUUAUUGACCAAUCCCUGUCGCUAUCAUAUGCCCAACUAUUGAAGGAUGUAACAAGUAUUAAUGUGUUGGCCGAUGCAGAUUCAGCCAUAAUGCCAAAAUCUAUUUGCCAAUCUUGCUCGGAGAAACUCAAACAAUCCCAUGGAUUUAUAAAACAAGCCUGGUCGGCCAAUGAACAAUUACAGAGCUUACUAAAGAGCUCUGAAACAUUAGAUUGCUUACAAGAGUCUGAAAUUGAUAUAAAUAGCUGUUUGGAAAUAAAACUAGAAAAUAAUGAAGACCUGGUGAACGACAAGAAGGUAACGCCCGGAAAAGAUGAUAAAGGGUGCAAUUUGGCAGAUAAUUUAAAUACCAUUGAGGACAGCAAUAGAGAUGACUCAAUCUUCAGCCCAGAGAUGGAGGAUAGUUUAGCAAAAACCGAAUCUGAUAUUUCGGAAAAUACGAAUGCUAAUGAGGAGCUGUUAACAUCUGAUGCCAUUAAGGAAAAAUCGAAACCAAAAUCAAAUACAAAAAAUAAAAAACCCUCCACCAAGAGAUUAGAAAGCAAAGAUAUCAAGGAUGAAGACAUUGCAGUGCCAUGUUUACAGUGCAAUAAGAUUUUUAAUAAUUCCAAAGAAUUGACAAGACAUCUGCGCAACACCCACCUGCCGGAGGAUCAAAAAUGUGCUUGUCCCUUGUGUGGCAUAAAGUUUACACGUUCCUGUAACAUGUACAAACACAUGCGUAAGCUACACGAUCCAGAAUCGGUCAAGUCUUUGUUGCCCACUAAAGAGAAACCCUUUGAAUGUGAUAAAUGUCAUCGUCGAUAUACACAACAGCGUCAAUUGAACUUCCACAUUAAAGAGAAACAUUCAAAUGACCCAGAUAAUACCCAGGACUCCAACUCGAGCAAUUGCAAUGAUAAGAAGAAAAAGCCGGAUGUACGACCCCUGUGUUUUGUAUGUGGCAGCUCAUUUUCUAAUAAAGCCCAUCUAAUUGUCCACAUGGCAAGACACACGGGUGAAAAACCCUUCAAAUGUGAUCUUUGUGAUAGAGCCUUUCCUCGUACAUCCGAUUUGACGUCACAUCGUCGCAUACAUACGGGUGAAAAACCAUUUAAGUGCAAAUUGUGUGAAAAGGCUUUUCGUGUCUCAACAAAAUUAGCAACACACAUGCGUUCCCAUACCAAUGAACGACCCUUUAAAUGUAAACAAUGCGAAAGAAGUUUUAAAUAUUCCAAAGAUUUGAAUAUACACAAACGGGUGCAUACCGGAGAACGACCUUAUUGUUGUACUGUCUGCGGCAGUACAUUUACACAGAGUAAUUCGUUAAAAGCCCAUCGUAUGAAAUUGGGUCACAUGGGGGUGCAGGAGGAGCCAACGAUGGCAGUGGCAAUAUCGGAAGAGAAUUUGUAUCAAAGAUGUCGAGCUUGUUUCAAUCAAACAGAAGGUUUACAGCCACUAUGCAAAAAGAUUCAUUAUGUUUAUGGUGGAGAGAAAAUUCACACGACAUACUGUGACCUAUUGCAGGAACUAUUAAAUAUAGAUAUAAAAUCUGAUAAUGAAACUACUAUAAGCCAAUUUAUUUGUUCCCAAUGCAUACGAAAGUUGAUGUCUUCACAUUCCUUUAUAAAACAAGUACAAGCAAUUAAUGGGAAAUAUUUACAAUUCAUAAAGGAUAUCAUGUACAAGCAGUCUGAGGACAAAACUGAAGGUGAAAUAAAAAUGGAAAAUGAGGAAGAUGAUGUAGAAGGUGAACUGUAUGAUUAUAGCAAUUUGGAAUCCAUUAUGGAAGUAUCGUUAAAAAUAGAACCAAUUGAAAAUCCAUUGAGUGUUGUAUCAAAGGAAUGUGAUAGUGAGUCCGAGUAUCAGGAUUAUGAGGCCAACAUAAUCCCUUCUAUUAUAAGUACUGAAGAUGGAGAAAAGUCCAAGAACUAUCCAUAUGAUUGUGCUGAUGUCGCAGUAGCAUGUCCACAAUGCAAAAAAGUUUUUAAAAACACUAAAGAUUUAAACUUCCACCUGGGAAAUGCACAUGUCCCGGAAGAUAAAAAAUCAGUCUGUCCCAUUUGUGGUAGUAAAUUUUCACGUUCUUAUAGUAUGUACUAUCAUAUGCGUACCCAACAUAGUUCAGAGACAGUGAGCGGAUUUUUACCAUCUAGAGACAGACGUUUUCAAUGUCAACGAUGUCCCCGCAAAUAUUCCAAGCAGAAAUAUUUAAAUUGGCACAUUGCAGCAAAGCAUAGGGGCAGUGAAAAUGAAUCCCUCAAACAGAAAAUAAGCCAAGAAACGCAAGCUACCAAAGAUGAGAGCACAAAUACUGCCACCACAUCAACAACUCGCCUCCUUUGCUGCAUUUGUGCCAGUUCAUUUGUAAACAAAACCCAACUGACCAUACACAUGCGGAGACACACCGGUGAUAUGCCGUUUAAAUGUAAUAUGUGCGACAAAGCAUUCCCACGCAGAGCUGAAUUGACAUAUCAUCAACGUUUGCACACGGGCGAAAAGCCAUAUAAAUGUAAACUAUGCGAAAAAACUUUUCGGGUAUCGACUAAAUUGAAGGAUCAUAUGCGAUCGCAUACCAAUGAACGACCGUAUAAGUGUAAAGAAUGUGAAAAAAGUUUUAAAUAUUCAAAGGAUUUGAAUAUUCACAGACGCAGACAUACUGGGGAACGACCAUAUUGUUGUAACGUUUGUGGUAGCACUUUUACACAAAGUAAUUCACUGAAAACUCAUCGUGUGAAAUUUGGUCAUGUGGCGGAGGCAAUGCCGCAAACAUGAAAGUCAUCUCAAAUAUCCUGUCCCGGAGGAGAAAUAAAUGAAGAGGAUAAAUAAUGUUGGUAUAUUUAAAAGGAAAACAGCAAGAGACACAUGGCCACAAUUAUUUUUACAGGUGUUUCCAAUAGGAUCUUUAAACGAAUAAUGGAUCUGUAGUUAGUGUACUUCAAGUACAUAUUCGUACUUGAACCAAUUACAACUAUAUGAGAUUGAUGGGCCAGAAAAUUUUUCUAUGUCAAAGCGUAAGCUAUUUCUUGUGGUCUAUGUCAGAUCUUUUUCAUGUCUCUUGCAUCAAUCCAUUGAAGCGAGUAGAGAGGCAGGCUGACUCUCCUUGAAAUGUUUUCGGUGCAUUACAUUUAGGCAUAAAAAAUGUACAUUCGGAAUCUGAAAUAUACUUAUAAUAAAUACAGAAAUAAAAAUUCCAAUUGGAUUACUCAAUGCCUUUAUUCGAAAAUGAAUGCAGCAAAAGUUUUAGAAUUAUUUUCGUCCCUGAGAAAGGACUACCAGCUUGCUGUCCAAAAAAUAACACCUUUGCAAAAAUUGCAACUACAAUAAGGAAAGUCAUUAAUUGGUAGAUACUGCCAGAACGAAUACUUUUUACAUCUCAUGAUCUGCAAUCCGUUGCAAUUAUAAUAUAAUUUGCUGGGUGUAUCUACAUCUAAAUCGAUUUCAAUUGAAGUUAGAUGACUUUGUUGUUGAGGUAGAGACUUGGAAGAAUAACAUGGCAGAGCGAUAAAAGUGUUAUCUUGAUUGAAAAGAAUGGUCGUGUAUGGGGCAAACUUUUAUGAGCUACAUCUGAGCCAAUUUGCACAAAAAUCUAGCAACAAUUCGCAGAU